UUCCUUUUUAUUCCCCCGAAGGUUUUUGAGGAAAGAGGCAACCAAAGCCCUGCUGCCGCCGAUUUAAACGUACCUUCUUUCGAUUCUUCCAGAAGGCAAAAGCAAGAUAAGAAUCAUGGCAUAUGCUGCAAUGAAGCCAACAAAACCUGGUUUGGAGGAGUCCCAGGAGCAGAUUCACAAGAUCAGAAUCACGCUCUCGUCCAAGAAUGUCAAAAACCUUGAAAAAGUUUGUGCUGAUUUGAUCCGUGGAGCCAAGGAUAAGAGACUGAGGGUGAAGGGACCUGUGAGAAUGCCUACCAAGGUUCUUCAUAUUACCACUAGGAAGUCUCCUUGUGGUGAAGGGACAAACACAUGGGAUCGAUUUGAACUCCGUGUUCAUAAGCGAGUUAUUGACCUAUUCAGUUCACCUGACGUGGUGAAGCAGAUUACAUCUAUUACAAUUGAACCUGGUGUUGAGGUGGAGGUCACCAUCGCAGAUUCUUAAUUAUCUGCAUUUAGGCCUUUGAGGCUCUGUUUGGUCAGAAUGAGGUGGAGGAUGUCUCUAGUUUGUAUUUUUUUCCCAUGCUAGUGUUGAAGUGAAGCUUUUGAUGCCCCAGGUUUUGUUUUCCUUUUGUUGCCCAAUGUCAAUGUGUGGAUGUUCCUUUUGUUAAUGGGUAUUUAAGAAGAAAGCUAAAAGGAAUGCUGUUCCAUAACUUUUGAGUGGGUGUUUUCAUUUAUGCUUAAUACAAAAAAAAAAACUCAAAUUAUAAUUU
This is a messenger RNA of Hibiscus syriacus, 752 nucleotides long. Its product is annotated as 40S ribosomal protein S20-2-like. The record is from RefSeq and is a predicted model, not a curated record. The transcript has 5 exons. Bases 116 to 484 code for a protein of 122 amino acids. NCBI's taxonomy places the organism in Eukaryota, Viridiplantae, Streptophyta, Magnoliopsida, Malvales, Malvaceae. Gene Ontology annotation, molecular function: structural constituent of ribosome; RNA binding. Gene Ontology annotation, biological process: translation. Gene Ontology annotation, cellular component: ribosome; cytosolic small ribosomal subunit.